Messenger RNA from Fusarium venenatum, 816 nucleotides. The record is from RefSeq and is a predicted model, not a curated record. NCBI's taxonomy places the organism in Eukaryota, Fungi, Ascomycota, Sordariomycetes, Hypocreales, Nectriaceae.
AUGGCAUUCCCAUCUUAUACAAAAACAUUCCACACCACCUCCUAUCCCAGUAUCGACCCUUCACUUCCCCAUGUCUCCACGGCUGGGAAGGUUGUCCUCAUCACAGGUGGUGGUUCAGGUAUCGGUUCUCGCAUAGCCCACGCAUUCGCAACUUCUGGAGCCACCAAGAUUGCCAUUCUCGGACGCACUGUUUCAAGCUUGGAGCAGACAAAGCAAGGGAUAUAUGAUGAAGUUGCGGUCAAUAAGGCAUUCGAGGGCGUUUCGAAAGCUUUCGGCGAAAUUGAUAUACUCAUCAGCAACGCAGGCUACUUGCCCGACACUAAGCCGAUGGCGGAAGCAGACGUGGAGGAAUGGUUCAAGGGAAUGACUAUGAACGUCAAAGGAACAUUGAUUCUUUCCAAAGUUUUCCUCAAGUACGCUUCCAAGAACCCGACAUUUGUACAUGUGUCAACUAGCGGUUGUCAUAUCGCUCCAAUGCCCAAGAACAGCGCAUAUGCAGUGAGCAAGAUGGCAGCUGCCAGGAUGAUGGAAUAUUUCGCUUUUGAGAACCCGCAUGUCCGGGUUCACACCAUCCACCCAGGUGUCAUCCGGACAGACAUGCAUAAGAAAAGUUCUGAAGGUGGCAUAGACCUAGAUUUCCCGUUUGAUGAUAUCGAGCUGCCAGCUUCGUUUGCAGUCUGGAUUGUUAGCCCCGAAGCUGAUUUUUUGAGAAGCAAGUUUGUCUGGUCGAACUGGGACGUGGAGGAGUUGAAGUCCUUGAAAGAGCAACUUCUUUCAUCUCAGGACCUCACACUUGGUCUCCAGGGGUGGCCUUAG